Messenger RNA from Camellia sinensis, 2684 nucleotides. Its product is annotated as UDP-glucuronate:xylan alpha-glucuronosyltransferase 1. Gene Ontology annotation, molecular function: glycosyltransferase activity. The record is from RefSeq and is a predicted model, not a curated record. NCBI's taxonomy places the organism in Eukaryota, Viridiplantae, Streptophyta, Magnoliopsida, Ericales, Theaceae.
UCUCUCUCUCACACACACACACACACACACACACACAUUGAUGCGAGUCAUGACCCAUUUUUAAUAAUUGGGUUUUGUUUGAUUUACUAUCACAGAAAUGGUUGAAGAUUAUUGAAAAAAUCUAUGCAAAGUAUAUUCAUUUUCUUAUUGUCCUCUCUUUGUUCUGUGCUAUCCUAUCUACUUCAUCUUUCUUUGUUUAUACCUUUAUAUUCUUCUGUAGCUCCCCAUUUCAUGAUAUCAAUUUCAUAUUAUCUAAAUCUGUGGUAGCCUCUCUUUGCCAUUUCUUUUCUUAGUAGCGGGCUAUUUUCUGUUUUACUUUAAUACUCUGUGAAUUUGUUGCUUCUUCUAUGAAAUUAAUCAAUUGUGCUAUGAUGUGUAUGAUGAACUUGGUUUGCUUAGCUGUUAUUUGUGGAUCAGAUGUUUCAUUCACCCAUUACUAACUAACAAGUGAAAGAGAGGAGGAGCAUUUGAUAGUAGCAUCCCAUGGAGGCUCGACAACGUUCAAUUUCAAUCGAAGAUAUAUACAAAAGAAGAUUGCAAAGAAGUAAAGUUAAAGAUGUUGAGAAGCCAUUUCACAUCCCUAUCCAAGACAAGAGUGCAAAAUGGAAGUUUCAUCAUUUGAAGCUUGUCCUGGCUAUCAUUAUAUUUUGCACUUUCAUCACAAUUCUCUAUUCACCAACUACUCAUCAUCAUGACCAUAUAUCACAAGCUGUUUCUCGGUGGAGGUGGAUAUGGGGCGCAUCAGAUCCUCAAUAUACAUCGGAUUUAGAUAUUAAUUGGAACGAAAUCUCAAGGGUCAUCAGGACAAUAUCUGGCAAGAAUAAUUUUCAGGGAAUUGGCAUCUUGAAUUUCAAUAAGAGUGAAAUUGAUCAUUGGAAAGAGCUAAUUCCCAAGGCUGAGCAUAUUUUUCUGCACUUGGACCACGUCCAGAGAAAAGUGACAUGGGAUUCUUUGUAUCCAGAAUGGAUUGAUGAAGAAGAAGAGGAAGAGAUUCCUGUUUGCCCGACUCUACCAAAGGUCCAAGUGCCUAGAAUUAGAAAAAGGCUUGAUCUCAUUGUUAUUAAGCUCCCUUGCAGAGAUGAGGGAAACUGGUCUAGAGACGUGGCUCGUUUGCACGUGCAGCUCGCGGCUGCUCAGCUAGCAAUAGCACCAGUCUCUGCCAAAGCCAAUAAUCACCCUUUGCAUUUACUAUUUGUGACCAAGGGCUUUCCCAUACCAAAUCUCUUUAUUUGCAAGGAACUCGUUUUACGUGAAGGUAACACGUGGUUAUACAAACCGAAUUUGAAUGCAUUGCGAGAAAAACUCCAGCUACCAGUUGGGUCCUGUCAACUUGCUCUUCCACUCAAACCUAAUAAAGUUGUGGAAGCAGAAAAACAAGAAGUUGAGUCAGAAAGAAAGGUGCAUCAUCAUCGGGAGGCAUAUGCGACAAUCCUGCAUUCAGCUCAUGUUUAUGUAUGUGGAGCCAUAGUAGCAGCUCAAAGCAUCCGCAUGGCUGGAUCGACCAGGGACCUCAUCAUACUUGUUGAUGACACAAUCAGUGAGUACCACAGGAGUGGACUUGAGGCAGCAGGCUGGAAAAUCAGGACAAUCCAGAGGAUAAGAAACCCAAAGGCAGAAAAAGAUGCUUACAACGAAUGGAAUUACAGCAAAUUCCGAUUGUGGCAGCUCACAGAUUACGACAAAAUUAUUUUCAUCGAUGCUGAUAUGCUUAUACUUAGGAACAUUGAUUUCCUAUUUCGUAUGCCAGAAAUUUCUGCAACAGGAAAUAAUGGAACACUUUUUAACUCUGGUGUAAUGGUGAUAGAGCCAUCAGAUUGUACAUUCAAGCUUUUAAUUGAUCACAUCAACGAAAUUGAAUCUUACAAUGGUGGAGACCAGGGCUACUUGAAUGAAAUCUUUACAUGGUGGCAUCGGAUUCCAAAACACAUGAACUAUCUGAAAAAUUUCUGGGUUGGAGAUGAUGAAGCGGUGAAGCAGAAGAAAACAAAGCUUUUUGGGGCUGAGCCUCCAAUUCUUUAUGUUCUCCAUUAUCUGGGGUUGAAGCCAUGGCUAUGCUUCAGGGACUAUGAUUGCAACUGGAAUGUCGAUAUAUUCCAUGAGUUUGCGAGUGAUGUUGCUCACAACAAGUGGUGGAGAGUGCACGAUGCAAUGCCACAGAAAUUGCAGCAGUUUUGCCUUUUGAAAUCGAAACAGAAAGCUCAAUUGGAGUGGAACAGAAUGCAAGCUGAAAAGGAAAACUACACAGAUGGACAUUGGAGAAAUCAAAUUAAGGAUUGGCGUUUGAACAAGUGCAUUGACAAUUUUUGUUCCUGGGAGAGCAUGUUACGCCACUGGGGCGAGACUAAUUGGACUGAUGAUGAAUUUUUCAAUCCCUCUCCACCUGCCAUUACUAUGACUUCACUUUCUGGAUUGUAAAUGCGGUUUCUGUUUUUUCACAACACUACAUAGACUUUUUUCUUUUUCUUUUUCUUUUUCACUUUUUCUUAAAUAAUGAUGCAGAGUAACAAAGAUGCAUAUCUACUUUGUGGAGCCAUAGCAUAAAGGAGUUUUAAACCAACUUACUGGCAUGAACUUUAUAGAUUUGAUCAACAUUGAGUCUUUUGAGGCAAAUUCAUACGUAGGUUUGUAGUGGAAUUGCUUGGUAUUCAAUUUAUAAGAGAAAAAUGUCACUUGCUUUUCUCCUA